This is a messenger RNA of Athalia rosae (coleseed sawfly), 2499 nucleotides long. RefSeq names its product scoloptoxin SSD14-like. Bases 201 to 1901 code for a protein of 566 amino acids. The transcript has 10 exons. Gene Ontology annotation, cellular component: plasma membrane. Gene Ontology annotation, molecular function: glutathione gamma-glutamate hydrolase. Gene Ontology annotation, biological process: glutathione catabolic process. The record is from RefSeq and is a predicted model, not a curated record. NCBI's taxonomy places the organism in Eukaryota, Metazoa, Arthropoda, Insecta, Hymenoptera, Athaliidae.
GAAAGUGUGCACUUAUCAAACUUUUGCAUAGAAUUUUAUCGCGUGCGUGAAUUAUUUCAACAAACAUGCAGCUUUUUGAAAGUGUGUGAAAUGUCGAAAGUCAACAAAACCGUCGUGGAUUUCUCCAGGACACAGCAGCUGCGUGCGAUUCGGCUAACCGGUCGAGGAAAAAGUUGAAACUCGCAAUCGCAGGUGCGAUUAUGGUUAUUCUUGUGAUUGUAGGGAUAAUUGCCGCUAUUCUGAUUACAAGCAAUUCUUCUGCUUCUUCUUCUUCUGCGGGGAAAUACGUCAGCUCGUCAGAACUAGGCAUUUAUUCUCGGGCUGCUGUAGCAACGAACGGUCAAGAAUGCGCGAAAAUUGGUACGGAUAUUUUGGCACGAAAUGGAUCAGCAAUGGACGCCGCGAUUGCCGCAUUGCUCUGCGAAGGAGUCGCCUGUCUCAACAGCAUGGGACUUGGCGGUGGUUUUUUCAUGACGAUUUGGGACGCGGAAACUGAGAAACCGUAUUAUCUCGAUGCUAGGGAGACUGCUCCGGCCUUAUCCACUCCAAAUAUGUACGGUGGAAACUCGAAUCUUUCCAUGUACGGUGGUUUAGCCGUCGCGGUUCCCGGUGAACUUUUGGGAUACUGGGAGGCCCAUCAAAAGUUUGGAAAACUUCCCUGGGCGGAACUUUUUGAAGCGACGAUCACCCUUUGCGAAAAAGGCCACAUCGUGACCAGCUACUUAGCUUCCUACUUAGAAAGUAAAUCGGAACGUAUUUUAGCGGAACCAACAAUAGCGGAAAUUUUGAUAAAUCCGGAAACGAAAUCGGUCUGGGUGGAGGGGGACAGAAUUAAAAGACCAAAGUUGGCGAAUACUCUGAGGAUUAUUGCGGAAAAAGGGAUAGAUGUAUUUUACAAUGGGACCAUGGGAGAACAGCUUGUUGAGGAAAUUAGGGCCUUCGGAGGAAUAAUGUCGAUGAAUGAUCUGCGAAAUUACAGUGUAAUCUGGAAGGAACCGACGAAGUCGGCAUUGGGGGAGUACACCAUGUACAGCGCUCCACCUCCCGGUUCUGGAGUAAUUCUUACGUUCAUAAUGAACGUUCUGCAGGGUCUGCUUCCGGUCGAAAAUGAUCAAAAGUUAUGGCAAAGAAUCGUUGAGACUUUUAAAUGGGCCUACGCCAAACGUACGGAACUCGGAGACCCAGAUUUCGUCGACAUUGCUGAUUUGGUGGCCAAUCUUACUUCUAAAGAGUAUGCUGAGAGCAUUGCCAAUGAAAAAAUAAGAGAUGAUCGGACGAGUACAGAUCCUCUCUUUUAUGGAGGUAUCACAGCAAGCACCAGGGAAGCUGGGACUGCUCAUAUUUCAGUUUUAGCACCCGAUGGAUCUGCAGUAUCUGUUACAUCAACGGUUAAUCAAAUCUUCGGAGCAAUGAUCCGCUCAAAGUCGACUGGGAUCAUAUUCAACGAUGAAAUGGAUGACUUCAGUUCACCGAACAUUACCAAUUCAUUUGGUUUACCAGCAUCGCCAGCAAAUUUCAUUGCUCCUGGUAAACGGCCACUGAGUUCUAUGAUACCAACUAUUCUGGUUGACAAAAAUAAGAAGGUGCGACUAGUGAUUGGGGGUGCUGGUGGCACAAAGAUUACAACAGGUGUUUCCAUUGCCAUGAUAUUGAAUUUGUGGCUUGGCUACGACAUUAAGGAAGCUAUCGAUGCUCGGAGGCUCCAUCAUCAGCUUUUCCCAAUGACUGUCCAAAAUGAGAAUGGAUUUUCUGAGAGCAUACUGAAGUACCUACAUGAAAUUGGUCAUACGUCAAACACCUAUUCAGGACUUGGUAGUGCGGUAGUUGGUAUAUCAGUUAAUGAUGGAAACUUGACAGCAAACUCUGAUUACAGAAGAUUAGGAGUAGUGUCAGGAUUUUGAUGUAAAAAAUAACACCAUGUUAAACUUCUUCACAGGUUUUUUUGUUUUAUUUUCUGUUCGGUUUUUUUUUUCUAAACUGGAAAACAGUAUAGGUAGAAACUAUGUGAUCAAUUGAAAUUCGUAAAUCGAAUUUCAGGUACCAAUUUUCCACCUCAAAAGAUUUUAAUGAACUCUCAGCAAUUUCAUCCAGUAGCUAUUCGACUUGUAAAUAUUAGUAUGCGAGCACCGAUAGUGUGUGCCAGGUGGAAAUACGUGGAAAUCAACGAAUUCAGACCUACAGUGGGAUUAGUACGUAAAUUUCGACGUUCUCCACACGUGUGGCGUCAGAUAUUGUUUCUUGUUGGUAGCGCCAUUAGCGCCUGGAAACGUCAGAAAAGUGCUACAAAAUGAAGUUGUUUUAGCGCUCCAGGCAGCGCCUCGAGAAAAUAACGUAUUAUCCGCAAGUAUUCAAAUAUAGAGCCUAGAGGUAUGCAUUUAUAAGUAGAUAUAUAUUAAUUAAAUUCUGGAAAUCAGUCAAAAAUCAAUGUUCCGUAUGGCCUCCAUGUAUGUAUGCAUAGUACAAUUAUUUAAAUAUUGAAUGAUUUCGUAAUAUAUGUAA